ACAGAUAACGUUUGAGAUGAAUACUUUGAUAACUCUUACUAGUCUAGAGUCUGUGAAGACUGUGUACAGCAACAACAGUCAAACUACAGUGUAUAUCCAACAACUUAGGUCGCACAAAGCUGGUGAAUAGGGAACCGUACAAAGUGGUGUCCUCUUUGACAAGUGACCUGUUCGCAAUAUGUACUAGCUCACACAACAGCCAAGGGAUAUUUGGUAGGAUGAGAUAGAACAAGCCUCUAGAUGAUACACAACACAACAACUGGCGGUGUUUAACCAGGAAGAACGUUUCGUGCUAAUGCAACGAGUUCAAGAGUCAACGUCAUGGGAAAGUCUGUGGUCGUUUUGAUAUAUGUCACCUAUUUAAGCUGCAUUCUUCAGCCAGUGCGUACAGGUACAACAUACAACAGUAAGGCAUGCUAUGGAUCCGGUGGUCUGUUCUGUGUUCGGCAUGACGUCAGCUGCAACUCUACCCAGAAGAUCGCCAUCUAUGACGCCUACUACACUAACAAUACAGAGUGUGGUGCAGGUAUCUCCAACUGCGGCACCGUGAAUCCAGCGAAUGUGACAGAACAUGGUUAUCACAAUUUCAGCAACACCGAGCUUGUCCCCCUUUACAGCAACUGCUCCAGAAAGACAAAGUGUAGCUAUCCUGCUCCCCGGCGGAGUGCUGCUCUUGCAUUCUCUGUUGUCAAAUAUCAGUGUAUUGAAGUUACAAGCACGGGGUCAACCGUCAAUACAGUUUUCUCAACAAAAAACACCACUUCACCAGGACAGACGGGAAAUAACACUGGUGCAAUAGCUGGUGGAGUUGUGGCCACAGUCGUAGCUGUACUGGUUGUAACACUGGUGUCAGCGUGGAUCAUACGGCAGAGACGAGCGAACAGCGAAUCGAAAGCGAAGACAUCUUCUAUAGAUGUAAAGUCAGACAUGACCUACAGUUUGGCCGGUAAGAUCCAACAGAACAACUACCAUGAAAUCCAGGACCUGAAGACACAGAACUGUGACCAUGACUACGCUACCGCGGAUGUCAUGGGUCUUCCUCCAACUACAAAUACUUACUUCACCAUCGAACCUGCUGGGAAUCAAACUGUAAGAGACAAUUCAACAGUCUCUGCAGCUGAAGGUGACUAUAAUCACAUUGGAGACACGCCAUCCCUUCAGAUCAGUGACUACGACACAACAGCUUCAAUAGCCCAGCAAGAAAAUGUUGGAGAAGAUAAUUAUGGUUACAAUCACUUCCAAAAGAAAGCCAACACUCAGACACACCAGAAUGACUACGACACUGCUGCCUCUGCAACUAAGGCAGUGGCCGAAAUCAGUACGACCGAAAGGAACACAGAUGAAGACGACUAUGACCAUUUUCAUAGGGGAACCAAUGCUUCUGACACUGUUAGCUCGCCGUAUGGUACUACAUCGGGAGUGGAAAAUAACCCUGAUUAUUCUGUUGCAGGAAAAAUGAAAUGAGCAUAUCCCGAAAUUGGAAUAUGUGCGUAUGUUCUGCUUCCUAUGGAACACUAUAAGUUGCAAUUGUAUGCUUCUCUCGUGGGUAAUACGGUCUGAUGUACGCCUCUUUGUAGCAGUAUAACCCGAACCGGUAGGAAGCUUGUUAAAGUGUCAUUGAACAAUGAAAUUAACGUAUUUCACAUGGAGGUAGUAUAGGUACAUGUUACUAAAUAUCAGAUACCUUUACAGUGUUCCUUAUCACAUUAAUUGGUUUUAUAUCAGAAAUAAAUGUUUGAAACUUUCAUAUAUGA
Molecule: messenger RNA, 1754 nt
Organism: Haliotis rubra (blacklip abalone)
Lineage: Eukaryota; Metazoa; Mollusca; Gastropoda; Lepetellida; Haliotidae
Exons: 6
Coding region: 322-1464 (380 amino acids)
Source: RefSeq, a predicted model, not a curated record